CAACCCGCGUUGUUUCCGAACCAAUGAAGACGCGGCAGCCCCUGCCCAGGCAGGCUCGGGGCCCGCGUCCCGCAGCGGCAGCCCCGGGGGUCUUUCCAGGUAGAUCCAGGAUCCAGCUUCCAAAAUGUGGCAGCUCUUGGCCCCCCUCUGCUGCCUGCUGGUGCUGACCAGUGCCCGGAGCAGGCCCUCCUUCCACCCCCUGUCAGACGAGCUGGUCAACUAUGUCAACAAACAGAAUACAACGUGGCAGGCCGGACACAACUUCCACAAUGUGGACAUGAGCUACCUGAAGAGGCUGUGUGGCACCUUCCUGGGUGGGCCCAAGCCACCCCAGAGAGUUCUCUUUGCUGAGGACAUGGACCUGCCUGAGAGCUUCGAUGCACGGGAGCAGUGGCCAAACUGUCCAACCAUCAAAGAGAUCAGAGACCAGGGUUCCUGUGGCUCCUGCUGGGCAUUUGGGGCUGUAGAAGCCAUUUCUGACCGGGUCUGCAUCCACACGAAUGGACACAUCAGCGUGGAGGUGUCUGCGGAGGACCUGCUCACCUGCUGUGGCGGCCAGUGUGGAGAGGGCUGCAACGGCGGCUAUCCCUCUGCAGCUUGGAACUUCUGGACAAGAAAAGGCCUGGUUUCCGGUGGCCUGUAUGACUCCCAUGUAGGCUGCAGACCCUACUCCAUCCCUCCUUGUGAGCACCAUGUGAAUGGCUCCCGGCCUGCGUGCACCGGGGAGGGAGACACUCCCAAGUGCAGCAAGACCUGCGAGCCCGGCUACACUCCGACCUACAAAGAGGACAAGCACUACGGAUACAGCUCCUACAGCGUCUCCAGCACGGAGAAGGACAUCAUGGCAGAGAUCUACAAGAAUGGCCCCGUGGAGGGAGCCUUCUCAGUGUAUUCAGACUUCCUGCUGUAUAAGUCAGGAGUGUACCAGCACAUCACUGGAGACAUGAUAGGCGGCCAUGCUAUCCGCAUCCUGGGCUGGGGAGUGGAGAAUGGCAACCCCUACUGGCUGGUGGCCAACUCCUGGAACACUGACUGGGGUGACAAUGGCUUUUUUAAAAUCCUCAGAGGACAGGAUCACUGUGGAAUCGAAUCAGAAAUUGUGGCUGGAAUUCCACGCACUGAGCAGUACUGGGAAAAGAUCUAACUUGCUGUGGGCCCAUUGGGCGUCAUGGAGGAGUUUUUCCCUAAGUGUAGCCAGUUGGACUGGGGAUGAGAUGGGGUAGGAAUGUCUUUUAUUCUUUCAGUUCACAUGAGAUACAGGUUUUAGGCAGGGCCUGAAGGAUUGGCUGGGCCAAACCGUCUACCGUCUUCCAAGGAGAUGCACCCAAGUCCUAGCUACCUUCCAGCCUAUUCUGUGGACUGCUGGCCACAUGCAGCUAGACUAUGUAUGCCACCACUGAGAGCAGUGGGGCUCCUCCCUGCAGACCAGCACUGUAUGUCCUGCCUGCUGCCAGCUCCUGCUGCAACCCCCCACCCCCACCCUCCCUAUCCGUGUGUUUCCAAGGGAGUGGAGAGAGGAGCUGCUAGGAGAACGUGAAUUCCCACCCUUCGGCAGUGCCUCCAGGAGAGCAGCUUUCUAGGCUUGCUACGGGUUCAGAGGAGAGAUGGUGUGGCAGCCUCCAGAAAGAGCCGUGUCCCCCAGGACCUGCAUCUGUCAAGCUUCUCAGUGUUCAAACCCUCUCUGGUCUUGUCCUUGGCAUGAUUCUUUUUAAUAUUAGUUGAUGUUUUGUGCACCUCAGCUGAUCAUGUGAAUGAACAGGUCUAAUCGUUGGACAAGCUUUACUAGUUUACGGGUUCUCUCUCCAUGGUGUGGCUUACAACAAAAUGGAGUGGUCACAAGUGGCCAGCUGACCUACCGACUUCUGCUACCAGAGUGAAACCAGUUUGGGAGAAACCAGCUUUUACUGUUUUUUUAAAAAUCACUGCUUUACCCUGUCAAUUUAACAAGGAAUGACUGUGCCAAUAAAAGGAUUCUCCUUCCAUGUAA
This is a messenger RNA of Cynocephalus volans (Philippine flying lemur), 1987 nucleotides long. RefSeq names its product cathepsin B (gene CTSB). The coding region runs from base 125 to 1144 and encodes 339 amino acids. Lineage: Eukaryota; Metazoa; Chordata; Mammalia; Dermoptera; Cynocephalidae. Gene Ontology annotation, biological process: regulation of catalytic activity. Gene Ontology annotation, molecular function: cysteine-type endopeptidase activity. Gene Ontology annotation, cellular component: lysosome. The transcript has 10 exons. The record is from RefSeq and is a predicted model, not a curated record.